AUGGGAGGUGGGUACUGUGCUAGUGCAUUUGGACAUGUACGUGCUAGGGACUUGUUCGGGACAAGGAACACGCAGGGCGUUUGCAGCGUGCUGGCGCACAAACGGUUCGAGAGAGGGCGGGGGUGCAAAGAAGAAAAAGCGAGCGGUGAAACCGAAGUGCAGCGGGUUGCAACACGAGAUGAUUGUGAUGAUGCAGGCCAGAGUAGAGGGGCUGAAGAUGUGAGGGUGUGCGUGUCUACAAUAGCUAGAGGUCGAUGGAUACUGGCAGAUUGGCGAGACGAGCUUGAUGUGGCGGUCUGGUCAGGCGCUCAGCCGGGCGUGGGCAGAGGAGCAGAGGACAGCAAUCUCGGGCAGAGUUUGGAGUGGCUAUUGAUGUCGACGAAGAGGCUCAGCAGAGCCAGAGCCACAACCAGGGCACAGCCAGGCAAGGCCCUCAGCACGUCCCGGUACCUGAACUGCCCAGCGGCGGCACAACCCUCGACUCGGAGCCAGCCAGAUAGCAAUGUUUGGGCCAGUGAGUUGGCGAGCGUGACGAGAACGGACGAGACAGGAGCACGAGAGAUGAAGGGAUGGCGAUCACGGCCGCCUGCCGCCCACUCGUCGCAUUGCCAUCGCAACGCCGGGUGGUGCUGGGGAACGAACGGUGCAGUUCAUGGGGCUCGUUUCUGGGCUGAUGGAUGGGUUGAUGGAUGGAUGGAUGGAUGGAUGGGUGGGUGGAGGCCGAGUGCGCAAUGCCGUUGUGGCCCUAUGGUGUGCUCCACUCAGGGCCGCUCUCGCCGUCACGCUCGUUCGCUAGCACCGCACGCAGCACACGCAGCAGCUGGCCGCAGCAAUGAGAUGGCGGCGCUGAGUGGUGUGGCAGGUAACCCGGUGUACACUGUAGCAGAGUCGAGCGACAGCGACAGCACGUUUAAUGAUGGCAUCGCGCACAGGCCCGCCCCACUGACUCGCGCCUUGACUCUGCUGGCUCUGCUGGCUCUGCUGGGUUCCCUGGCCCGUUCCCAGCCCGUGCCCGGUCGUGGUUGUACUUGA
Bipolaris zeicola 26-R-13 is the source of this 1032-nucleotide messenger RNA. RefSeq lists its product as uncharacterized. The record is from RefSeq and is a predicted model, not a curated record. The transcript is spliced from 9 exons. Lineage: Eukaryota; Fungi; Ascomycota; Dothideomycetes; Pleosporales; Pleosporaceae. Bases 1 to 1032 code for a protein of 343 amino acids.